ACAGUUCCAAACGUGACGUCAGCACGUUUUGUUGCUGUACCGUCUCCCCGGGAGUCAGAAUAAACGUGUUCACGUCUGAAGCUUUAGUGUAAAUUACAGUGUGCAGCUUCUCCACUCACUUCAGUUUGGAGUGUACACAUCUUCGUCGACGUCAUGAGCACGUUAUGGAUGGGAAACCUGGAGACCUACAUGGACGAGAAGUUCAUCAUCAGAGCGUUCUCCACCAUGGGCGAGCAGGUGGUCAAUGUGCGGAUCCUCCGAAACAAGAUGACAGGUGUAUCAUCACAUAGUGGCGCCCUGGGUUACUGCUUUGUGGAGAUGACAGACGAGGCCACAGCUGAGAGGUGUCUGCGCAAGAUCAAUGGAAAGUCUCUGCCAGGUGCCAAUCCGCCCACAAGAUUCAAGUUAAACCGAGCCAACUUUGGGAAACAAGACAAUACUCAACUUUAUUCUCUAUUUGUGGGAGAUCUAACUCCUGAGGUGGACGAUGGGAUGCUUUACGAGUUCUUUUACAACCGCUACCCGACCUGUCGAGGCGGAAAAGUAGUGCUGGACACCUUAGGCAACUCCAAGGGCUGUGGGUUUGUUCAGUUCCCAGAUGAGCGGCUGCAGAAGCGGGCGUUAGAUGAAUGUCAGGGAGCCAUGGGACUGGGCAGUAAACCUCUGAGACUCAGCCUGGCUGCUAACAAUUUAAGGAACCGACAGCAGCAGCAGCAACAACAGCAACAGUCGGACAAAUCUUGGCAGUCGAGCUCAAGUUACCCUCAGAACUAUGACCAGUAUAGCCAGUACCAGCAGCAGGCGUAUUCUGGUUAUUACUCGUCCUGGGGUUACGACCCAAAUGCAGCAGCGUACGGCUACAACUAUCAGCAGUAUGAUUACAGCCAGUAUCCUCCACCACAGGAAACUGAAGCUGUUGAGGAUGAUGGACUCGAAGAACCCAGUCCAGACGUGGACGUCGGCGAGGCCAACAGGAAGUUCAUGGAGAACAGCGAGGAGCUGUAUGACGCGCUGAUCGACUGUCAGUGGCAGUCGACGGACUUCUCGACACAACAGGAGCACCUGAUAUCCAGCCUUCCAGAGCCGCUCAGCUGCUGAGACUGAACUGAGUCCACACUAGUCUGGACUUGACCCCCCUUCCCACCCUCCCUGAGGGAUUUUUAUUUUCUUUUGUCUUCUGACAUGUAUUUUUAUUAAGGACUCAAAGUCUUACGUCAUAUGAAUAUGUAUAAAGCAGGAGUGUACACACAUGUGUGAGUUCAGAUUUAUUUAUGGAUCAACCAAAACACAGUGAAUUUAACACAUGUUAUAGAGAUGGUUCAGAAUGUUUUUUUUUUUUUUGUGUGGAUGUGCGAGGAUUGCUGCCGUUGUCGGUAACCAACCAGAGGCACUGAUGCUUGUCCUGGCAUUUCAGCAAAAAUACAAAUAAAAACAGAUUUAGCCACUGAGGAAAACAGGCUCAUCUAAUAAAAUCUUCCCCUGCUCAAGUCUAUGAAA
Solea solea (common sole) is the source of this 1497-nucleotide messenger RNA. Its product is annotated as tRNA selenocysteine 1-associated protein 1-like. Lineage: Eukaryota; Metazoa; Chordata; Actinopteri; Pleuronectiformes; Soleidae. Gene Ontology annotation, molecular function: tRNA binding. Gene Ontology annotation, biological process: selenocysteine incorporation. The record is from RefSeq and is a predicted model, not a curated record. Gene Ontology annotation, cellular component: nucleus. The transcript has 9 exons. The coding region runs from base 154 to 1098 and encodes 314 amino acids.